Molecule: messenger RNA, 561 nt
Organism: Lathyrus sativus (Indian pea)
Lineage: Eukaryota; Viridiplantae; Streptophyta; Magnoliopsida; Fabales; Fabaceae
Source: the annotation of a GenBank genome assembly
AUGGCUCCGGUUGCUCCUCGAACUGGUGAUGCGAUAUUUGCUAACAUUGAACGCGUUAACGCGGAGCUAUUUACUCUGACUUAUGGGGCAAUUGUGCGGCAAUUGCUUACAGAUCUGGAAGAGGUUGAGGAAGUCAACAAGCAGCUAGAUCAAAUGGGUUAUAAUAUUGGAAUCCGUUUGAUUGAUGAGUUUUUGGCUAAAUCUAAUGUCUCAAGGUGUGUUGAUUUCAGAGAGACUGCUGAUGUGAUUGCAAAGGUUGGUUUUAAAAUGUUCCUCGGUGUUACCGCAUCCGUGACCAAUUGGGAUGCUGAAGGGACUUGUUGUAGUAUUGUUUUGGAAGAUAAUCCUUUGGUGGACUUUGUUGAGCUUCCUGAUAACUAUCAAGGUCUGUACUACUGCAACAUAUUAAGCGGAGUCAUUAGAGGAGCCUUGGAUAUGGUAUCAAUGAAAGCUGAGGUCACUUGGUUACGUGAUGCACUUCGAGGUGAUGAUGUGUUUGAGUUGCAAGUAAAACUUCUCAAGCAAGUUCCAGAAGAGUAUCCAUAUAAGGAUGAUGAGUAA